AUGGUUCUAAUUGCAUCGAGAAAACGAUGUGAGGAGAAGAUAACGGAUGUGGGUGAAGACGGAAAAUUGGUGGAAAGGUUUUUCGCAACCAUGGAGAGCAGCACCAUUCCUGAAACGACGUUUUUUUAUGGAAAGAAGAGGCGAAUUGUAGCAAGGGAGGCUUUUAAUCGAGUAGUUGCAGACAGUCGAGAUCUGGUGGAGCGAAUGAUGUUAAUGAGAUUAGCCACCUCAGGCGCCACUCGCGAUCUCGAGAAAAAGGUGGAUAGGAUGGAGUACCGCCUGGAGCGACGCAUAAUCUCGCCAGAGGCAUCCGUUCAAGAUAUUAAAGGGUAA
Messenger RNA from Haemonchus placei, 333 nucleotides. The record is from the annotation of a GenBank genome assembly. Lineage: Eukaryota; Metazoa; Nematoda; Chromadorea; Rhabditida; Trichostrongylidae.